UGUGCCGCGGCGCGAACACGGGUAGCAAGAAGGACCAAAAAUCCGGCUAGUAUCAGUUGUUGUCCCUGGAAAGACUGUUUCCCCCCCAUCAGUAGAGACACCUCGCUUGUUUCAAAGUGCGUCUGCUCUUCAAGGAGAAUAUCUGUGACACAUUACAAUGCUUCAAAUAAGGGACCUCAUCUGGGGAUUGUUAUUCAUCGGCUGUGCAGCUGCCAUUCAGGUGGAAAUUACUCCACCACAAGGGGAGAUCAGCGUAGGAGAGUCCAAAUUUUUCCUCUGCAACGUGGUAGGAGAUGCUAAAGACAUCGACUGGUACGCCCCCAAUGGCGACAAGAUCCUUCCCAACAGGCCAGACAUUUUUGUGAGCCGCACUGAUGAGGCCACGUCGACUCUCACCAUAUACCACGCCAACGUGGACAGCGCCGGCAUCUACAAGUGCGUGGCAAAGGACGGGGAGAAGGAAGCCCAGGCCACUGUCCAAGUAAAGAUCUUCCAAAAGAUCACGUUCAAGAAUGCUCCCAGCCUGCAGGAGUUCACCGAGGGUGACGAUGCUGACAUAGUCUGCGAUGUUGUCAGUUCGCCACCGCCCACCAUUAUUUGGAAGCAGAAAGGCUUGAAGAUCCAAGCUGCCAAAGACGUUCGAUUCAAGAUCAUGGAUAAUGGCCACCUGCAGAUCCGCGGCAUUAAGAAGACAGAUGAGGGCAUAUAUACUUGUGAGGCUCGUGUCAUGGCCAGGGGAGAGAUCGACUUCAGGACGAUGAAGGUCAUUGUGAACGUGCUUCCCACCAUUCGUGCCAGGCAGCCAGAAGUCAACUCUACAGCAGACAUUGGUAGUUCUGCUUUACUGGCUUGUGAUGCGGAUGGUUUCCCGGAGCCCACCGUUACCUGGGCAUAUAACAAUGUUGUCCUUGAAACGGGUGAUAAGUACAGCCUCAAUGAGGAUGGUUCAGAAUUGGUAAUCAAACAUGUCACCAAAGUGGACGAAGGAGAUUACACUUGCAUCGCCAAGAACAAGGCAGGAGAGAAAACUGAGGAAGUCAGCCUGAAUGUGUUUGUACAACCCAGCAUUACCUACCUGAGUAACCAAACUGCUUCGGAGUUUGAUGAACAAGUCACCCUGACAUGUGAGGCUUCAGGUGACCCCACACCCACCAUAUCCUGGAGUUUUGGGAACAAGGUUUUCACAGAAGGAGAACAGAGCCUUGAUAGAAAUGUGGUGGUACGCAGUCAUGCACGGGUGUCCUCCCUCACCUUGAAAAAUGUCCAGUUCACGUAUGCCGGACAGUACCUCUGCACUGCCAGCAACUCCAUCGGCCAGGACACCCAGCACAUGUACCUGGAAGUCCGCUAUACUCCAAAGAUCCUGGGUGUGGUGACAGUAUACACAUGGGAGGGAAACCCGGCCAACAUCAGUUGUGAGGUGGAGGCUCAUCCCGGAGCCUCAGUGGUUUGGUUUAGAGACGGCCUCCAGCUGCCCGCUGCCAACACCACUAAUAUGAAGAUCUAUAACACACCAUCCGUCAGCUACCUUGAGAUUACCCCUGAUUCUCAAAAUGACUUUGGCAGUUACAACUGUACAGCCACCAACGUGAUGGGCACUGAAUCCAAGGAGUUCCUUCUUAUCCAAGCAGAGGUGCCCUCAUCACCAGUAAUUCAAGAAGUGGAACCUUUCUCAAGCACAACAGUGGUAAAAUUUGAGGAGCCUGAUUCAAUGGGUGGCGUGCCCAUUAUUAAGUACAGAGUGGAAUGGCGUAUGCCUGGCAAGGAAUGGACUGGCAGGGAGUAUAAUGCUGAAGGCGACAUGACAAAGAUCACCAUCACCGAUUUAAAACCAGAAACCACGUACGAGGUCAGGAUGUCUGCUAUCAACGGCAAAGGUGAAGGCGAGAGCAGCCAGGCCAGAACUUUUAAGACUGAGCCAGUCCGGGAACCCACUGCUCCCAAACUGCAGGUCAAAGAGCACAACCCGGGCAAUUCUCUUAAGGUCAACUGGAUCAAGCAAGAUGAUGGUGGUUCCCCGAUUAGGCAUUACCUGGUCAGAUACAAGGCUAAGCAUGUAUCUGACUGGAAACCAGAGCUCCGCCUUCCCUUUGACAGUGACUACAUCGUGCUGAGUGGCCUGGAAUGGAAUACAGAGUACGAGGUUCACGUGGUGGCAGAGAAUCAGCAGGGCAAAUCUAAGCCUGGCAUCCUCACCUUCAAAACGGAUACAGAGCCCACAACCGUCCCAGCUACCCUUGGUUGCCAGUGUGUGACGUGCAGUCUGGCAGCUCUUCUUCUGUCCAUGCUGACAGUGCUCUGGCUCCCAUAAACUGAUUUCAUUCAAGGAGAAAGAGGAUAGUCUGAGCCUUUCAAAUCUUUGGGCCCAGACCUUUGCUUUCUAUGCCUUUUGACCCUUGUGCAGCCACACACAGGAAAAAAAAAAGUUCAAGCGUCAAGACAUUGGUUUCAUGAUGUUAUUACAGGGUGCUCAGUACUUGCAUCAAUCUCAAAUUUUUGGUUUUUAGAUUCUGUUAAUAUUUUUUUCAUCUGUUAUGUCCUCUUGUGUGUGAAUAGAUUGGGAAGGAGAGAUUUUUUUUUAGGGUUUUGUCAAUGUUGCAAGUUGGACGUUGGGUGCUCUUUCAGGAUACAAUGUAGACAAAGUAUUGUAGCUUUGUUUUUGAUUUGAUUAGUAACACAUUCAUAAUGCCUUAAUGUGAUCUGAAGAGGGGUUAUAAAUAGAAUAAUUACACUGUUUAAUUUUGUGUCUGCAGUGGUUUCCUCAGACACGGAAAUUGUAAAGAGACUUUUAUUUUGGACUUUACUGCCUAUUAAACAAACACAUCCAUUCCACUGUUAUGUCACAAAUGACAUACAAGCAUGAACACUGCAUGAAAGCUGACACAAGGCAUGAUCCAGUAUUCAUGAAUGUGCUAUGCAGCUGCUUCAAAGCUCCCCAGUCAAGCAUUAUGAAUGUGUUAACCAGGAGACGAGUACAAAUGCUGUGCCUAAUUUCUGUUUUUUUUUUUUUGUUUGUUUUUGUUUUUUUUCUGUUUGUUUGUUUGUUGUUUUGUUUUGGAUACAAGCUUGAAAUGUCCUGCUGUACAAACUGAGGGAAGAUAAUGAGAAAUUUAAUAUUGGUUAUGGUCAGAGAAUCCUUUUUUCCGGACUCGUUCUUAAUUUUCAACAUUAUAUUAUGCUCAUUUUCAAAUACGUUGUUAUGUGACAGCCUUGUCAGGAGAGGGCAGAAGGUUGUGUAGAAAAACUAAUCAUGUUUUGUGAAGAAGUGUACAUACUCUUUUCAAAUUGAUAUUCAAGAAAUCAGCUGUUAUUUUGAGGAUUCAUGUUCUCUUUUUACCUGAAAGCAAUGAAAUGUCAAAAAAAAAAUAAUAAUAAUAAAUAAAUCCCAUAAAGGAACAGCUGUUACACACUAAAAAGUUUUGUUUUAAAAAAAAUGUGAAAUUAUUUUAUUCUCUGAGACAUUUUUGUAAGUGCUUAUCAGUGUAUUUCCAUGUAACCAUUGUAGGGUUGAAAUAAAUUGUGUUUCUUUUUCUUUCAUGAAAGUAAUGGCUUUCUGAGGUUUUAGCGACUAAACAUACUAAGAUAUCUGACUUUGUCUGACUCUUCUGGGAAGCUGAUUGUUAAGCUGAUUCUAGCCCAUUUUUUUUUUUUCCCCUCUGGAGCUUUAACAAAAUGUCUGUAUUCUGCAUUCAGUGUUGCAUUACACUGAACAUGACUGUUGAACCCAGAUGUUUUGAGAUCAGGGGCUUGGCUGUAGCCUAAGUGAAGAAGAUAAAGUAUCCAUUUUGCACAAAAAAGGGAACAAAUGGUAAACUGUAUAUUGUAUAGAGGCCUUGCAGCAGCGUGAUACAGCACAAAAACAUGUAUAUUGAUAUGCAACUGUUAGCUAAACAUUAGAAUGAAGCCAAUAUGCAACCUCAAAGGUUUUUAUGGCUGUUGCUAGCUGCCAUGAUCAAAGCAACAAAUUAAUGUAUCCACUGUUUACUCAACAAACAAUACACAAUACCAAAAUUUGAUUUGACGCUACAAGUCCUUCUUCUUAAAUGACAGAAAGCAUUGUUUGUAAAGUCGAGACCAUCUUUGAUUUUUCUGACCUGACAGCCAGUCGACCCAGUUCAUCAAUGCCUUUCAAAGCCAUUAAAUCCACUGUGAGCUGGUACCACCAUGGCGAUGGUUUGGUAAGGGUGGAUGUUUGUAUUCUGUAGCAACCAGCUCCUGUAAUUUUUUGUAAAAAAUACUUUGCCUGAAAUAUGGUAUAGCAUAAUAUCAUGUCACAUGACUAGCUAGCUUACUGCUAGCUUCUUUUUUCACCCUGUCUUGUAAAUUAUUUAUUUAUUUUUUAUGGAUUCUUGUUUGAUUGCAACUCCAGGGAGAACAGCCACACUGGUAACUGAAGGUGAAAGAAUUUGAAUUUUGAACUCUCAGUAACGCCUCAGUGCUUAUUAGCCUUUGUUAACUAAAGGAGCAUUUGGCCAAGAAAUUGCUAAUUACAUCAGACUUAAUAAGUGAAUGAUCUUAGAACUAUUUAAAUGCUGUUCUUUAGCAGCUUUUUUAAAUAAAUUAAAAAAAAAAAAAAAGGCUGUCAGAGUUCAGGUUAUUCAAAGCCCUCUAUAUAGUUUCCAUUUGUUCUAACAUUUGUUCCACACUCUGCUGUGAAACAGAGUCGUGAGAGAUGACGGAAUGCAAUGCAUAACAUGAGAGAUCAGACUCACCUGCAGCCAUGACCAACAGCAUUUUAGUGUGAGAGAAUUAAUAAAGCAUUGAUACAUUUUCAGUAAUCACA
This is a messenger RNA of Archocentrus centrarchus (flier cichlid), 4783 nucleotides long. It is a transcript of the gene ncam1a, whose product is annotated as neural cell adhesion molecule 1a. Gene Ontology annotation, cellular component: axon; plasma membrane; neuronal cell body. The transcript is spliced from 16 exons. NCBI's taxonomy places the organism in Eukaryota, Metazoa, Chordata, Actinopteri, Cichliformes, Cichlidae. Gene Ontology annotation, molecular function: protein binding; axon guidance receptor activity. Bases 158 to 2311 code for a protein of 717 amino acids. Gene Ontology annotation, biological process: synapse organization; homophilic cell-cell adhesion. The record is from RefSeq and is a predicted model, not a curated record.